CUCCACGCUCAGGGGGUGCAGCAUGUUUUUAAGAGCAGCUACAUUUGUAUUGUGUGAAUACUGUUUAAUGGAAACUUCAUGGAAAGACAGGCUUCAAAAAUGAAUCAAAGUCAUCUUAACAGCACCAGUGAGGACCAUUCUCCCUCAGUUAUUUGUACUAAAGACACCAGCAUCACUCGAGUGGUUUUUCCAUGUCUGUACACACUCCUCUUCUUCACUGCAGUAAUCUUUAACAGUCUGGCAGCAUGGAUCUCCUUUCAUCUUCCAACUUCAAAAACGUUUGUUGUAUACCUGAAAAAUGUGGUAGUCUCUGACCUUCUAAGAACAGUGACAAUGUUAAUUAAGGUGAUCAGCGAUACCGAGCUUGGAUCAUGGCAGCUACAGGCUUUCACGUGUCGCUUCUCAGCUGUUGUCUUCUACUUCACCAUGUAUAUGAAUAUUAUACUGCUUGGGCUGAUAAGUCUUGAUCGCUUUGUCAAAAUCGUGAAACCUUUUGGAAAAAACCUGAUUCAGAACCCAACCUUCACACAAGUCCUGACAGUAAUUAUUUGGAUAGUAUUGUUUAGCACAACAGCUUUGCCAAAUAUGAUUCUGACAGACGAGGUACCGACACCAUCUUCAGCGAAGGACUGCAUGUUACUGAAAGGAUCCCUUGGAGUAUACUGGCACGAAGCUGUAAUCUAUGUUACUAAAAUAAUUUUUUGGACAGUUUUUGCUUUGAUGGUUACCUUUUACACAUUAAUAAGUAAGAAAGUCUACGAAUCUUACAGAAAUUCCAGAAGUAAUGAUAAAAAUUCUACAAGAAAAGCCAAGGCCCGAGUGUUUAUUAUCGUAGGUGUGUUCUUUGUUUGCUUUGCACCUUAUCAUUUUGUUAGAAUUCCCUACACCUUGACUCAGAUUGAAAAAGGAAGCAACUGUGAGAAAAGCUCUGUCCUGUACAUUUUAAAAGAAAGUACCUUGUGGCUGAGUGCUUCCAACAUCUGCCUGAAUCCAGUAAUAUUUAUAUUCAUGUGCAAAUCAUUCAGACAAAUCUUGCUUAAAACUCUGAGAUUUAAAAAGAGUCUGCCUGUUAAAGCUAAUGAUUUAACUCAUCUUGAAAGUGCUGCAAAUGGAAUGAACAGAUCUUGAUAGUCAAAACACUCACGGCAAAAUAAUAUUAUAUCUUUUAUAAAUAUAAUAUUAUAUUUUUUUACAAGAUACAGGAGUUGAUUGAGCAAUCCUAUACAUUUAUGUGUGAUACAAAUGUACCCCGAUAAUAAUAAUGUGUCUUGUAUUUUCUAAUAUUAGGAAACCAAAUAUUUGCUACUUCAUUACUCCUACGUCAUUACUCAAGUGUGUUCUUAUAAGUACUACAUAUUGACCUUGUUCUAUAGAUAGAGUAAGUUCAUGAAUUUAGAGUUAAUGUUGAGGUUAUUUCAGCCUUUCAAUAUGAAUUGCAGCUGCUAAAUUACAGAUCUCAUUCUCACAAGUGAAGCUAUGCCUGUUCUAGCUAUAUACUGUACAUUAUGCAUGGUUAUUCUUCAUGCCUCAUAUAUUAUACCGAUCCAAUGCUACAGAGAUUGACGCAUGUUCUGCUUCCUCAUUGAUGUACAAUAAAAAACAAAUACACAAAUGACACCGCUCAGAUCUUUACAGUUUUGAAAAAUAAUACUAAGAAACGAUCAGAUACAAUAAUUUUUUGUAUGUACCUGUAUCUACUUUAUUUAAUAUUAUAUUUUUUAAAAUGUGUAA
Acipenser ruthenus (sterlet) is the source of this 1731-nucleotide messenger RNA. RefSeq names its product P2Y purinoceptor 13-like. The record is from RefSeq and is a predicted model, not a curated record. The coding region runs from base 79 to 1128 and encodes 349 amino acids. NCBI's taxonomy places the organism in Eukaryota, Metazoa, Chordata, Actinopteri, Acipenseriformes, Acipenseridae. Gene Ontology annotation, molecular function: G protein-coupled purinergic nucleotide receptor activity. Gene Ontology annotation, cellular component: membrane. The transcript has 2 exons. Gene Ontology annotation, biological process: G protein-coupled receptor signaling pathway; negative regulation of adenylate cyclase activity.